Messenger RNA from Aspergillus costaricaensis CBS 115574, 3033 nucleotides. Its product is annotated as gamma-tubulin-complex subunit SPC97. Gene Ontology annotation, molecular function: gamma-tubulin binding; microtubule minus-end binding. The transcript is spliced from 4 exons. NCBI's taxonomy places the organism in Eukaryota, Fungi, Ascomycota, Eurotiomycetes, Eurotiales, Aspergillaceae. Gene Ontology annotation, biological process: microtubule nucleation; spindle assembly; meiotic cell cycle. The record is from RefSeq and is a predicted model, not a curated record. Gene Ontology annotation, cellular component: mitotic spindle pole body; spindle pole; gamma-tubulin small complex. Bases 53 to 2725 code for a protein of 890 amino acids.
GUGGCACAGGCUGCAUGAUUGUCCCUCCUAUCUUCCUCGACCUUGCGGGACCAUGUCCGUCAAUGAGCGUCGCGCCAGCUACAUGAGCGCCCCGAGACCCCGCGUUGCGUCCAACCGCGUCGCCGACGCUGAGAAGCCCGGUCUGCGCAGCGCUGCUUCCCCCUUGCAAUCGGAGAAUAUAGACCAUCGCGGGAGCACCUCCAGCCAGAAAACCAGAUCGUCCCGCGACCAACAACCUAUCGUCAGCGACAAGCGUACCGAGCGAAUGGCGAUGCAUACGCGAGACAAGUCCCAAGUCCGAACGAGAAACCCGGUCAAGGAGUCGUCCAGUGCAGGCAAUAGAGGUGAAUUCAUGGAGAGGUCCCGAUCUAAACGAGGACCGAGUCAACCCGAGGGGGCCAGUCCCAAUUCCCGAAAGAAAGAUAAGCAACCGGUGGAGACUCCAUGGAACCCUCAGGCUUCGUUAAUGCCCCAUUCCACAGCACCGUUAGCUAGUCGAGUAUCGUUUCCUCCUUUGGCUUCCGCUCUGCCUCAGUCGCUUCAGCCAACACCGCUUCGCGAGCUCUCAGCCGAUGCGCAGGAAAAGGCGAUACUGGAGGAUUUGCUAUACGUUUUUAUGGGAUUUGAGGGCCAAUACAUUCAUUACCGGUCAUAUGACCCGUCCCAGGAGAAGGACAGGUUGACCGGACCUUCUUUCCAGCUACCCUCGGGAAUGGACCCGACCCUAAAGGAGCUUACACUAUCGACCUUAAAAUUAGCGACUCAUUACAGUGCGCUAGAAUCAUUUGUGGAGGUACAGAGCCGCGCAGAAUACGGAGCAGUCAGCCAUGCACUAUGUGCGACGAUUCGGAAAUUACUCAAGGAGUACCUGGUCCUCGUCGCCCAGCUAGAGCACGAAUUGCUCAACAACCCGAGCUUCACGCUACAUGUUCUUCAUUUACACCUCAUGCCGACGAGCCAAUGUUUGGCUCAGCUGUAUACUUUGGGUCAGGAGCUACUUCGACGGAACGGGCUUUUAGAUCAGGAUCUCGACGAGUCAAUCGACGAUUUUGACGAUGUGGACAAUAUACUGGAGCAACUCAAGGAAGGUGGAGAGCUUGUGCCUGGAGCCAUGUCUAGCAAGAGGAUCUGCAAAGGCGGCAAUGUUUUGCGGCUCCUUACUGAGCAGCUGACGACAUUCUCGGGUGACCCGACCACGAAAGCUCUUUUGGAAAGGCUGCUUCGGGAUGCCAGUCGGCCGUACAUGACAAUGCUUAAUGAAUGGUUACACCAUGGAGGUAUCAAGGACCCACAUGGCGAGUUUCUUGUCAAAGAGCAAAAGUGGAUCAAGCGGGAGAAGCUCGAGGAAGAUUACACAGACGAAUACUGGGAGAAGCGAUAUACAAUUUGCGAAAACGAGGUUCCACCACAACUGGAAAGCGUCAAGGACAAAGUCCUUCUGGCCGGAAAGUACCUGAAUGUCGUGCGAGAAUGUGGUGGUGUCGAUGUUAGCAAAGCAGUGAAAGAUGUUCCGAAAACCCUCGACGACCCUCGCUUCCUAGAAAACGUCAACGCAGCCUACACGUAUGCCAACGCAUCGCUGUUGAAUCUCCUUCUCACGAAGAAUUCCCUUACGACCCGCUUCCGUUCCCUCAAGCACUACUUCUUCCUAGAUCGGUCCGACUUCUUCUCAUACUUUCUCGAGCUCGGCGCAUCUGAACUACGCAAGCCUGCGAAGAAUGUCAAUGAGAGCAAGCUCCAGUCGCUUCUCGAUCUAGUAUUGCGACAACCCGGGAGUAUUGCAGCUCAGGAUCCAUUCAAGGAAGAUGUCAAGGUCCGAAUGAACAAGGUCGGGCUCACGAAAUGGCUGAUGCAGGUUGUAAGCGUUUCGGGUAUCGAUCAGGAUAACCCGGAGGCGGCAAUCGAAAAAUACCAAGCACCUACAAGCCAGGGUGCAGAGGAUGACAAGGAUAUAUUGGGCUUCGAUGCGUUGGAGCUGGAUUACUCUGUUCCUUUCCCGCUAUCCCUUGUAAUCAGUCGCAAAACGGUUCUCCGGUACCAGCUGAUUUUCCGACACAUCCUGUCACUCCGUCACAUUGAAACCAUGCUUGUCACAUCGUGGCUAGACCAGAGCAAGGUCAUUGCCUGGAGGCACAAGUCCUCUGACCGACGACUCGAGAUGUGGAAAAGGCGAGCGUGGAACCUGCGGUCCAAGAUGUUGGUCUUUGUCCAGCAGCUCCUCUACUUUUGCACGGCGGAGGUUGUAGAGCCCAACUGGCAGAACCUUAUGGACCGAGUAAAUGGCACUGAUGCCGAUGGCUCCGAGGUGACUGUCAAUGGCACCAAACAAGUCAAUCGCACUGUGGACGAGCUGAUGCAGGAUCAUGUGGACUUUCUGGAUACAUGCCUCAAGGAAUGCAUGCUGACGCAGGCUAAGCUGCUCAAGAUCCACCAUCGACUCAUGACCUGCUGCACCAUGUUUUCCUCCUGGGCUACAUCCUCUCUUGCGCGUGCGCUUGCUUCAGCGGACCCUGACUUGGCGGGAAACAAAGCCGCUGGUUCAGAUGGGCGAGGAUAUGACCCGUCGCGUAUCGACAAGCUAGAGGAGACGCUGCGUCGAUGCGAGGAGCAUUUCAACCGGCAUCUGCGGAUUCUGAUGGACAGCUUGAACUACUACGCCGCGACUGAAAGUGUCGUUCUUCUUAAGCUGGCGCAUGCCUUGAGCGCGAUCAGUAAAGACGACUGAAGCGAGAACCUUACUAUCUCCACUGAAAGGUUCCGAGGGUAACCUCACCACUUUCGCAGUUUGGAAUAACAUUCAAGCCAACAAUCCUCCACAGCACGCGGCGACAUCCAGCACCUAACACAGCCGUGCCAGGUCGCCCCUUGAUGAGGGACUUUUACAGGCCAACCCAUAAGCCAUAUAGGCCGCGCUUGCGAACAGCAGUGCAGAGACAAAUUGGGAGUUUCUGCACACAACCUCACCUCACUCCUCCACCCCCUCUAUAGUUUUUUUGUUUUAUUACCUAUGUGUUAGCCACGGCAGGGCUGGAG